GGGCCCCUGAGCCGUGAGCGUCUCCAGAUUCCUGAAGUCAUGGACUGGCCAGGACAGGGGUGACCCCCUAAUCCAGUAUGGACGACUGGAAGCCUAGUCCUCUCAUCAAGCCCUUUGGGGCUAGGAAGAAGCGGAGCUGGUAUCUUACCUGGAAGUAUAAACUGACAAACCAGCGGGCCCUGCGGAGAUUCUGUCAGACAGGGGCUGUGCUUUUCCUGCUGGUGACUGUCAUUGUCAACAUCAAGUUGAUCCUUGAUACUCGUCGAGCAAUCAGCGAAGCCAAUGAAGAUCCGGAGUCAGAGCAAGACUAUGAUGAGGCCCUAGGCCGCUUGGAGUCCCCGAAGCACAGAGGCAGCAGUCCUCGGCGGGUCCUGGAUGUGGAGGUGUACUCUAGCCGCAGCAAAGUGUAUGUGGCAGUGGAUGGCACCACGGUGCUAGAGGAUGAUGCCCGAGAGCAGGGCCGGGGCAUCCAUGUCAUCGUCCUCAACCAGGCUACGGGCCAUGUGAUGGCAAAGCGUGUAUUUGACACAUACUCUCCUCAUGAGGAUGAGGCCAUGGUGCUGUUCCUGAACAUGGUGGCACCAGGCCGUGUGCUGAUCUGUACUGUCAAGGAUGAGGGCUCCUUCCACCUCAAAGACACAGCCAAGGCUCUGCUGAGGAGCCUAGGCAGCCAGGCAGGCCCUGCCCUUGGCUGGAGGGAUACCUGGGCCUUCGUGGGACGAAAAGGAGGUCCUGUACUUGGUGAGAAACAUUCUAAGUCUCCUGCCCUCUCGUCCUGGGGUGACCCAGUCCUGCUGAAGACAGAUGUCCCACUGAGCUCUGCUGAAGAGGCUGAGUGCCAUUGGCCAGACACGGAGCUGAACCGCCGCCGCCGGCGCUUCUGCAGCAAAGUUGAGGGCUAUGGGAGUGUGUGCAGCUGUAAGGACCCAACACCCAUCGAGUUCAGCCCUGACCCACUCCCAGACAAUAAGGUUCUCGGUGUGCCUGUGACUGUCAUUGCAGGGAACCGGCCCAAUUACCUGUACAGGAUGCUACGUUCUCUGCUCUCAGCCCAAGGGGUAUCUCCGCAGAUGAUAACAGUUUUCAUUGAUGGCUACUAUGAGGAGCCGAUGGAUGUGGUGGCGCUGUUUGGUCUGAGGGGCAUCCAGCAUACUCCCAUCAGCAUCAAGAAUGCCCGAGUGUCUCAGCACUACAAGGCCAGCCUCACUGCCACUUUCAACUUGUUUCCGGAGGCCAAGUUUGCCGUGGUUCUGGAAGAGGACCUGGACAUCGCUGUGGAUUUUUUCAGUUUUUUGAGCCAGUCCAUCCACCUGCUGGAGGAGGAUGACAGCCUGUACUGCAUCUCUGCUUGGAAUGACCAGGGGUAUGAACACACAGCUGAGGAUCCAGCACUUCUGUACCGUGUGGAGACCAUGCCUGGGUUGGGUUGGGUGCUCAGGAAAUCCUUGUACAAGGAGGAGCUUGAGCCCAAGUGGCCCACACCAGAAAAGCUUUGGGACUGGGACAUGUGGAUGCGGAUGCCAGAACAGCGCCGGGGCCGAGAAUGCAUCAUCCCUGAUGUUUCCCGAUCCUACCAUUUUGGAAUUGUGGGCCUCAACAUGAAUGGCUACUUCCAUGAGGCCUACUUCAAGAAGCACAAGUUCAACACGGUUCCGGGUGUCCAGCUCAGGAAUGUGGACAGUCUGAAGAAAGAUGCUUAUGAAGUGGAAAUUCACAGGUUACUUAGUGAAGCCAAGGUUUUGGACCACAGCAAGAACCCUUGCGAAGACUCCUUCCUGCCAGACACGGAGGGCCAUACCUACGUGGCCUUUAUUCGAAUGGAGAAAAAUGAUGACUUUACUACCUGGACUCAGCUUGCCAAGUGCCUCCAUAUUUGGGACCUGGAUGUACGUGGCAACCAUCAGGGUCUGUGGAGAUUAUUUCGGAAGAAAAACCACUUUUUGGUGGUGGGGGUCCCAGCCUCCCCUUACUCAGUGAAGAAGCCACCAUCCGUCACCCCAAUUUUUCUGGAACCACCUCCAAAGGAGGAGGGAGCCCCAGGGGCUGCUGAACAGACAUGAGGCCUCCUCCAGGACCCUGCAGGGCUGGGUACUGUGUACCCCCAAGCAGGCUAGCCCGUCACCCUAUCUUGUAGGAUUUUUUUAGAUGCUGGUAGGGGUUAAGGCUGGUUUGUUUUUAACAUGGGAUUUGAUUACUAACUCCAAGGGGAGGUUCCCCUGCUGCAAUACCCCUGUUCCUGAGUUGAAGGUCUAUUUAUUUACUUCCUUGUUGGGACUUUUUGGGAUCCCUGGGCAGCUGAUCCUGCCUUGUACACCCCGUCCUCCCAGGCCCAGCUCAAAGUCUAACCUAUUUAUUGACUGUCCUGAAGGCCUAGGGAAUAGGCCCAGCUUGGGGGCUUUGAUUCCUUUCUGAGCCAGGAUGCUUCCCUGAUGGUGAGACUGGCUCUUACUCAGGAAACUACUGUGCCCAACUGAUGGACAGGCCCAGUUGGAGCCCAUGUGCUGACACAGACUCACUCAGAGACCCUUAGACACUGGACCAGGCCUCCUCUCAGCCUUUUCUUUGUCCAGAUUUCCGAAGCUGGAUAAGAUGGUCAUUGAUUAAAAAAGAAGAAAACCUCUGGGGA
Messenger RNA from Nannospalax galili (Upper Galilee mountains blind mole rat), 2626 nucleotides. It is a transcript of the gene Pomgnt1, whose product is annotated as protein O-linked mannose N-acetylglucosaminyltransferase 1 (beta 1,2-). Gene Ontology annotation, cellular component: Golgi membrane. Gene Ontology annotation, molecular function: beta-1,3-galactosyl-O-glycosyl-glycoprotein beta-1,3-N-acetylglucosaminyltransferase activity. Gene Ontology annotation, biological process: protein O-linked glycosylation via N-acetylgalactosamine. The record is from RefSeq and is a predicted model, not a curated record. Lineage: Eukaryota; Metazoa; Chordata; Mammalia; Rodentia; Spalacidae.